Molecule: messenger RNA, 1678 nt
Organism: Limanda limanda (common dab)
Lineage: Eukaryota; Metazoa; Chordata; Actinopteri; Pleuronectiformes; Pleuronectidae
Gene: tmed1b
Product: transmembrane p24 trafficking protein 1b
Exons: 5
Coding region: 23-787 (254 amino acids)
Biological process (GO): intracellular protein transport; Golgi organization; endoplasmic reticulum to Golgi vesicle-mediated transport
Cellular component (GO): Golgi apparatus; COPII-coated ER to Golgi transport vesicle; endoplasmic reticulum-Golgi intermediate compartment
Source: RefSeq, a predicted model, not a curated record
AAAGUUGUGCUGCGGAAGAGGGAUGCCGGGGAGGAGAUGGCCGAGCUCAGAUAGCGUCGUGUCGGUGGCCACCUUCACCAUGGAGCUGCUCCGGAGGAGACACGCGGGCUGCGGGGGGCGGCUGCUGCUCUUCGCGGUGGUCUUCGGCUGGUGCGUCGGCUCCGUGCGGUGCUUCGGUCACAGCCAGGACAGCGAGUUCACCUUCCUGGUGCCCGCCGGAAGAUCCGAGUGCUUCUUUCAGACAGCGGCGAAGAACGGCACGAUGGAGGUCGAAUAUCAGGUGAUAGCAGGUGCUGGUAUGGAUGUUGACUUCACCAUCCUUUCUCCAGAGGGCGUCCUGCUCAUCAUGGAAUCCCGACGCUCUGACGGAGUCCACGUGGUGGAGCCCACAGAGGCGGGGGACUAUCAGAUCUGCUUCGACAACAGCUUCAGCCACUUCUCAGAGAAGAUGGUGUUCUUCGAGAUCAUCAUCGAGGGUCAGGCAGGAGACGUGGGUGGAGAUGAGGAGUGGCCGGGCCUAGAGGAGCCUGACGGAAGCCUGCUGGAGUACAAGCUCGAUGACAUCCGGGAGUCCAUGGACUCUCUGCACAGACGCCUGGAGCGCAGCCGUCAGAUGCAGACGGUGCUGAAGGCCUUCGAGGCACGUGACCGAAACCUGCUAGAAGAUAACCUGUGGAGGGUCUCCUUCUGGUCCUGUGCCAGCAUGAUGGUGAUGCUGUGUGUGGCCUUUACUCAGGUCUACACUGUCCGUAAACUGUUUGAUGAUAAGCGGAGAGUCUGCACAUAAAGGAACCGUCGCGCUGCACUACACGACGGACUGGGAAGGAAAACAAGAUGUUCACCUGGUUACCCAUUCAGAUUGUGCGCCAUCACUUUUCAUUUUAUCUACAUGAAUACCACAAUUCAAAUUAAACAGUAGAGGCUUUUUUUUAAUUUUUAAUUUAGUGCCUUUAAUGUCAAAUUUGACCACAGACCAGUGAGAAAAUCCUUUUUGAAAGACGCAGCCUUCAUAGACCAAAUACCAAAGGUUAUGUUGUUGCUGUCCAACAUUUUGAAACUGGUUUAGUUCCCUUUUUUAUGGGAUUUUCUGCAAAAGGUGAAAUUAACCUUAUUGAAGUUUAAAGGUCAGUUGUAAGUCACAACUCAAAGCAAAUCUAGAGGACUUGCAAAUUGAUAGUUUCCAAUCGAUAGCAAUGUGCAAUAGUGUUGUUGGCGUCUUCUUGAGAGUGAGAUCCUGCCAUUAUAUUGGUGAACUGUCCAUUGAUCUAAAUGUGUCCUUGGUUACAGCCUCAUGUUAGCUUUCUUUUUCUUUGAGAAGUUACUGAUUUGUUUUUUGUUCCAGUCCAAGGUCAUGUGGGCAAAUAAUAAUGUAGAGUAAGAAACACUUUUUCCUAUAACAUGUAUGUGUCAGUCUUCCUGCAGACAAACACACACACAGUGUGUCUGUUCAGAGAAGCAUCAAGACAAUUCAGUGUGAACAAAUGUGUAUUUCUGGAGGAUAACAUUUGCUUUUACUUUGAUGUGUGUUUACUGUGUCAACAAAAUGUGACAUUUUGUUUGUACUCAGACGGCCAUAAAGUGAUUUGUUUUCUAUUUACCAUGAGCAGAGUGUCAGAUAAUUAAGAUAAUCAGGUUUUUCAUUGGUGUCAUUUAUAUUAAUAAAUACAUUUUUUACACA